AUCUCGACUGCAAUAAUUCCUUCCACGAUGUCAAGGAAGAAAACAACUGCAAAAAAGCCCGGAAUCAUUCAACAACGAAACUUCCAACAGCAAUUGAAAACUGUUAAAAGUUUAGUCGAGGACAUCGCCGAUUCAGAACAUCCUGAGGAUCACGAGAUUAAAUUGAAAAUCAAGGAGAAAACUGAUCAAGGCUCUCCAUCCUUUACUCAAAACUUCACACGAAACCGGGGACGAGAAAAUACGUCAAAAACUCAGUCAGACACUUCUUCUUCUGACGCAUUCUUCGAUAAUAAUGGUUUUUUUAACGGAUUUGACAGCGACUCGGAGAGCGAAGACAGUGGGGAAGAUUGCGUUGAACAACAAACCGAGACUCGUGAAUUAACGGAAGUCGAGAGACUCGAAGAGGUUCAGACAGACUUGGAGGAAAAAAUAAAACAAACUAAGGAACUGCUCCAGAAAACAGACCGAACGAGAAAUCAAAGAAUGCAUGGCCAACAGAAGUUGAGGCGACUUGAGCUAAAAGUUGAAAAGUUGGAGCAGCGUCUGGAAAAGGAGAGAGCAGGAAAAACUCGAUGGACUUUUGUGCGCAAGAACUUAAGAAAGCCUAGGGUUGGAUUUCACAGCAGCGAUUUGUUAAAUCGUAAGGUUCCACUGGCCGAACUGUUAGUAGCUUCAUCAGAAAGCCGACCGCAUCUGGCCGAUGUUGUUCUCCAAGAGAUGCAUCGCGAUGCUGCUGGUCAAAAUCAAGUCGACGAUGACCCCUCACCAAAGCCGAAAAAGCUUUUCAAAUCGAAAGAACUCCAUGAAUUUGAGAAAAGUCUUCAAGAAGACGACUCCCAACAGCACAAGAAAUUGACAGAAUGUACAACCGAUGACGUGUCGCCGGUUGAGGCAGCCAAACAGGGACUGAAACAAGACGAGAAUGAAGAAGAAUCUUUGGAAAGCUUCAACAUAGAGCAACUAAAAGAUCGAAAAGAGAUGGAUAAGGGAUGGCUUCGAAUCAGUGACAGGCCUGACGGUUUCAUAAAGAAGAUUCAAGAUGUGUCAGAGACAAAGCAGUCCAAGCAGGCUUGGGUUAACAUCAAUGACCAAGGAAGUCAAAUGUUUGCGAGGAAAGUGUUCCGGGCUCAGGUCAAUGGUGACUCGUUCCUCGCGCGUUCACUGGACGGGAGAAGAAACACGCUUAGCAAUCGCGGAAAAACAUUGAACGUUGAUAAAAGAAUGUCUGUUUGUGGUUCCGGAGAGACUCAUAUCAACAGUAAAGACAAAAACACAGUCAAACGUGCCGGACGAUCAUCAUCUGCGCAGUCCCAGCGAAAAGCGAUGGUGGUGAAAAUGGACACCGUUACUGGGACGAAUACUUUUCUGCCCCCGAUUCCAAAGUCUGAAGCGAAGAAACGCCCAAAAGACGAACAAGUGGAAAAAGUAAAAGAUGAAAACGACAGUGAGCAACAGAAAGAAAAGAUAAUACUGAUUCCUAAUCGAAGGCGACUGGCCAGAAGAAGAAUCCAGAUUUACCUAAAACAGCUGGAAUUUGUCAAGUCACACAAACUAGACGAAAAGGAGGUUGUAGAGAAUAUAGCAUCCUCAGUCGAGGACUGCCACGGCGGCAAAUCAAAAGAAGGAAAGAAGGAACAUGACGCAAAAACAACUCCACGGAAAACUUUGUAUUUAAUUGGAGCAUUGUCAAAAAAUCACCUUUACCCUCCCACAGCGCUGCCGAAUGAUCGAUAAUAAUGUUAGAUUGCUACAGUAAAUAUCAAUUUGAGUGUCGAAAGAAAUCCGGAUUUGCUUUGGUUUCGCUGUGCUGCAAGUAUUAACUGGUCCAGGCUUGCGCCAUUGUUUCAAACAAUCAGAUGCAAAACUAAAACCAAUCGCGACUUGGUCGCCCGCGUUUUCCCGCGCUUAAGGCAAUUUGGUUGCUGUCACUAUGAGCUCUCAUUGGCUCUUAAAACAAAUUAGAGCUCCUUUUUCCUUUGUUAUGAUUGGCUCUUGUGAUUGCCUUGGUUUUGAUUUUAUGGCACUUCGAUUAAUACGGAGGAAUGCAACCUUCGAUCCAAAUGAUGACGGUCUUCAGCACAACCGUGAAAUUGUCAAUACAAAUGUGACAGCGAACGUCUUAAAGCAUUGUUGUAGGUAGCUUUUAUACAACUCUUUCGAAAUAAUCUUACAUUGAGCCAGCGACAAAAUUUUCCAGGGGUAUCGUUGCAGCUAAAAUGAGCGUUUGUAUUCCAAUUCCCGACAAUUUGCAAAGGAACUGAUUUCUGAUCACAACCCUUAAA
Messenger RNA from Pocillopora damicornis (cauliflower coral), 2282 nucleotides. RefSeq lists its product as uncharacterized. The record is from RefSeq and is a predicted model, not a curated record. NCBI's taxonomy places the organism in Eukaryota, Metazoa, Cnidaria, Anthozoa, Scleractinia, Pocilloporidae.